AAGGAAAGAAAAGAGAAUAUGGGGCACAUUGUACACCAAUUCAAGGCUCUGUUUUGGAAAAAUUGGCUCUGCCGUGUGAGGCAACCGGUCCUAUCUCUUGCUGAAAUACUGUGGCCAUGUGUGCUGUUCUUGAUUCUAGCUGCAAUCCGCUUCCAGGAACCCCCAAAAUACAAGGAAAACUGUUACUUAGAAGCUCGUGAUUUACCAGGUCGGGGCCUUUAUCCUUUCAUGCGAACCCUUUUCUGUAAUGUUGGUUCAAGAUGCAAGAAUACUAGUUACACAGCACAGGAAAACAACCACUUUCGCGCUCAAAGUGGUCCAGAGAAAGUCACUGGACCUGAUCUAGACUUCAUGAGAGAGAUAGAAGAACUUGCGAAGGAAUUUAUUGAUACUACAGAGAAAGCCAUGGCUUUAGAAAAACUGUGGGAAGAAAACUCAAAGUUUUCAGGGCUCCAUAACAUCACCACUUUUCUUUCUAUGGAUUUGAAUGAAGCAGAGAAAAUGAUUUCUAGAGCAGAAAAUCUGUACAAGCAACCAUAUUUCUGGAACUUUCUGCAUUCACUCCCUCGUCUUGAACUGAACAGCUUUUUUACAGAAGAUGAGUUAGCUUCCAUAGCAGAGUUUCUAAAGAUUAUUCAAAAUACCUUAGCAUCAUUUAAGGAUUUAGCUGUGAUGCCGUUAGGCCAAAAUUUCUAUGAAGUGGUGAAAAUAGCACUGAAUUUAACUGUUGCAUCAGUACAAGAUAGGAGCUUAGAAGGUUUUCAAUACAAUCUUUCUUUUGGAGAUGUUUUGUGGAAUCCACUUGCUGUGAAAGCAGAACUUGAAUCCAGGUUUGGUUUUGACGGUCCUCAUGUUGAGAAGCUGCUAAGUUAUACAGCACAAUUAACAAAGAUUCCCACAGGAGAGACACUGGAGCAGUUUGUGUGCUCUGCUCUGUCCAGUGUGCCAGAAGAUGAAGCAAACAAAGAGAAUAAUGGACAGGGCUGCAUUUCUGCACGGCAUGAGGCCAAACUGUACCUUGUUCAUGCUGUCAGCAAGCUCAGACUUUAUACACAGAAUGAUGAGCUGGUCUUAAAUAUUCAUAACAAUAGCAUUCUGUUAACAUUUCUUUAUGAGACUUCAAAAAAUAUGUUAUCUUUUCAAGUAUGGCAUGAUUUCCAAAAUAAGGAUCUAGUUUUUGAUUUUUUGUCUGAAACUUUUGACCUUCUCUGGAACCUCACCAGUAAGUCUCUGUGUGAAAAGUUACUAUUAUUUUACAACUACACAGAGUUUCAGGCCCAGUUUGUUGCACAGAAUGGAAAAAAAGAGAUGCAAGUGGUCUAUGGCACUCUGAGCAGCCUUAAAAUUUUAUUUAUAGAUGAAGAGCUCCAAACAGCGGCCUUUUGUUAUUUGGCUGAGUUUCUUGAUAUCUCUCAAGAAUGCCUGGUCAAUAAUGGGUGCACUGAUUUUUAUCUAGCAAAUAUUACUUCUGCAGAUCAUUCAGCAGAGGUUUAUGACUUACUUCUGCUUCCAUUGGACAGUGUCCUGUCUAAUCUAACAAACUUGGGAGAUAACAUAAGUGUGCCUUCUGCUUUGCACUGCACUUUUACAUGGCUUCAAAUGUGGACAGAGAUUUUUGAAGAAGCAUCUAAAAUCUUAAAUUUGAAUUCAACGUUUUUUGUGUGUCUAAGAAAUGAUUUGGCAAAUCUCUCCCAAAGUCUUCUAAAUGCAACUCAUGACCGGCUAUGCAAUAAUACAGCUAUGGAUAUUCUUGAGUCUACAAGAGAAGCAAUGAAGGUAUUAAAAGUUGUAUUUCAAGAAGGUGGCAAUUUAAAUGACUGGAAAGAUUUUGAGGCUUUCCUUGCUAGUCUUCAAAAUGUAUUUAACAAUGCAUUUGAUGUCACAAGCUUGCUUAAAGGCAACAGUUUAGAAAGUGUUUUAGAAAUGAUGGGAGUCGUGAUAACUGAAUUGCAGAAAUCUAUACUGAAGGUUGUUAAUGGGGAGUUUUUGAAUUCUUGGCUUGAUAUUUUCAUCUCAGGAGAAUCUGAGGGUGAAGAUAAGGGUGUUGGUGUAUUUUCCAUUGGAAAUUCCCUUUCUACUAUUCUCAAGCUCUCACAAAAGGAACUUGAAAUUAUUCUUACUGAGAUAAAUGACACAACUGCUUUUAUAAAAAGUGAUGAGCUCUAUGAUGUAGAAGAUGUGUUCAACCUCUUCUUUGAUGUCAUCAGCCUUAUGGAAAGAUUAGCCCAUGAAAACACUACAGAAGCACUACCUGAAAUAUAUGCUUUCAUACUGACUCAGGAAGAAAAAAUGCCAAUGUUUACUGAUGAGGAGUUCUCUAAUCAAGUAGAAGGUCUUCUAAUGUUAUUGGAGACACUGACAGACAUAUCUGAUAAACCUGCAGAGGUCUCUGAUUGUUUUUCUACAGCAUUCUGCUGGACUCUGACAACAGCAGCACCUCAGAAUGAUCCCACUGUCAAACCUUGUGACUUUGUGCAUAGCAAUUCUACUCUUAGUUAUAAUGCAGUCAUUGAAGUCAUUAAGGAGCUUAAACUCAUCACUCUGGAGGACAGUUUCUCUUGCUCUAAGGAAGACUUUCUGAUGGAUAUUUCUCUCAAUCUGACUUGCUUUUUUCAUCAGAUCAAGGAAUGGAACUCUAUUCUUUUGAAGUUUUCUGAGCUCUAUCAUGUAAAUGGCUCAGUUCUCAAAGAGCUGCUAGAUUUUUGGAAUGAGCUAUCCCUUUAUGCUGUGCCACUGCAUGUGAAUAAUACAUAUACAAUCAAUUGUUCCUCCACACCAAAGAGCCAAGUAGCUUUACAAAUCAUUGAAAUACUGGGCAGUGUUUCAGUGGUAGAAAUGGAGAUGGCCAAAGGUCUUCUGGAACAUCUUUAUGGUGGCCUAAGUUGGAACAGACAUUCAAGAACAUCACUUAAGGGUGUUCUUACUAAUGUUAAGAAUAUGACCAGUGAAGUUUCUCGACUCCUGAAUUCAGAUGCUGUCAUUUCUUUUCUUUCUGUAAUUCAGCCUCUAAUGACACUGUCAUCUGUUGGAAACCAGACAUACUCAAUGCUCAUGAUAAUAUCUGCUUUAAAUGAAAAUAGCAAUAUAUCUGAUAACUUUGAGAACUUCUGGUUUCCUAUAGUUACAAGCAUAGAAAAUUUAUUGGUGAAUUUUAGCGUUAAACAGUUACUUGUGGUGGUAGACCAAGGGUUUCAAUUACUAAAGUUAGUGACUGGACAGUCCUCUUCAGUGGCUCCUGAUGUUUUAAUACAGUGGUUUAAGACAUCAUCUGUAGAUGCUAUAUUAAGAAAUUUUGAAGAUAUGCAAGGCAUUGUGAAGAGCUUUCUAUGCGAGUGUAACAAUAAAAAUUAUACUAAAAUAAUACAUGCUCUAAUUCUCCUUAUGACUAAUGAAAGUUCAUCAAAUGACCUACUGCUGGCUGUCAAAGACAUUAUUCAGUUUCUGGAACUUUUCCAAAAUAAGUCUAAGGAAGACUACACUGGUAUGUUGUUUGGUGACGGUCAUCUCAGUGGAGAAAAACUGAAUCAUAGUCACUCUGCUACUUCAGUUUUGUUAAACGGUCUCCUUCAUAUGAUUGCUGAUCUUGCUGUUAUAAAAGAAGAAGCCUCGCAUACAAACAGUACUGAGCUUCAGAUAGUUGACUUCAUUGACUCAUUUUUUUAUAACGCACAAUAUGGAGAAGCUUCUACUCAGUCCCAAAACAGAACUCUGGAGAUCAUGCAAGAGAUUUUGCAAGUGAUAUUUCAGUCUACUGCAGAGCAUGACAGGAACAAAAUAAGACUAUUACUAAAGGAUUUGCAUAAGGAUGUAAUGGCAGAAAUGAGAGCAUCUAAAAUCUGCAAGAUUCUUCAGGAACAUUUGUACCCUGAUAGUGUUCUACUAUUGCAGAAAUUGCAGUUUACCAUUUUGAGUAUUCUCAAAAUCUUUUCAGAAGAACCAGUUGUCUUUGGCAACAUUUUCUGUGUCAUUACAAAGUGUAAAGAUGGAUUAACAAGUCACUUGCUCCCUGCUAUCAUUGAAGGGAUCACUGUGGUUCAAGAUCAUUAUCAGGAUGUUGAAAGAUUGUGGCCUACUUUCAACAAGGGGGAUUGCAAGAGUAUGGCAUAUAUAAACCAAAACCUUUCCCAUACUUUGGAGACCUUCCAGGAACCCUUGCAGAAUACCAGAAAUGACAGCUGUGAAUGUCAGCUAAUGUUGGGGAACAUACAGAGACAACUGCAAAUGUUGGCUGAAAAUUUGGAGCUACGAUUGUCAGAAAAUCCAGCAGGUGCUCUUCUCAGCAAUUUAAAUCUCUUGAAUGAUGUGAAAGUCAAAGAGUAUGUGCAGAAUCUUACUCAGCUGAGGCUAGACAUUGGUUCUUCUGUCAAUAUUUCAGAAGAAACUGUCAAUACCAUCUUGGAAGCCAGUGUCUCUCAUUCAAAGGUUUUUUACAGUGCCUUUGUGGUAGCUUUAACUGGAAGAUGUGAUGAAGAAGUACUUAGCCUGCUGCUAAAGCUGCCUGAAAACAGUAAAACUUCCCUGGUAGUGGAAGAAUUAUGUUCCUUACCAGCACUGGACUUGUAUACCAUGUUUGUGCUGAUUAUACAGAAUUUAAACUUACGUCACAUCAUUUACAAGAUCCAGAUACCACCUGAGAUAGGCAAUGUGCUAAAUAUGCUACUGGAUGUGGUUUCUAGUAUCAGCUCACUUCUUGAUAAAGUCCACCAUGUCAUGGAAAAGCUUCCAGUGUUCCUCCAAGGAAUUAAAAAUAUUGGUGUGCUUGACAUCUCUGCAUUGCAGCAGUUUUUGCAAGGUGGGCAGUUCAGAAGUUCAGCUGUUGGAUCCCUGGAGUCUGUAAUCAAGGCAGUGUGUAAAGAAGAAUCUUCAUUUUUCAGCAAUGCAAACCUGUUCAUUGACAUGCCCAGAGACAUGGGACUCUUGGAAGACAAUAUGGCAAAAUAUGGCAUUCCUGAAGAUUCAACUCCUUUUUGCUUGAAGCUUUAUCAAGAGAUUUUGCAGUCUCCUAAUGGGGCUUUGCUAUGGACUUUCCUGAAACCUUUGUUACAUGGGAAGUUACUAUACAAUUCAAAUAUCAACAUGAUUGACCUGGUGAUAGAGAAGGCUAAUUUCACUUUUGGUUUUGUGGAACACUUGAAGACUUAUUCUGAGACAUGGCUUAGGAUGUCUGAGAUUUUUAAAACCAGUGGAAAUGUCCUCACAGUCUCACGACUGCAGGAAGCAUUGCAAAGCAAUUUCAUAAAGCACUUCAUAGAAAGUAAUUUGGAUAUUGACAUGGAAAAACUGCUAAAAAGAAUGCAAACAUAUGAAACCAUGAUGAACAGGAUGCUUAACAGCUCAGCAAGUAAACAGAUUGACCUGUUGUCACAGCUUGUAGUAAAUAUCUCUUCCUGUGUGUUACUGGACCGUUUCCAGCCUUUUGACUCUGUGGAAAAAUUGCAGGAGAAGGCUCAUGAACUCAUGCAGCAAAAUAAUCUUUUGGCUAGUAUCAUCUUCGAUACACCGAAGAACAAGAGGCAAGAUUCUAGUAAUGGCCUUCCUAGACACAUUUCAUAUACAAUUAGAACCAGUGUUCUCUAUAGCAUGAGAACAGAUUUGAUUAAAAACCCAACAUGGAAGUCCCAUCCCCAGAAGUUACCAGCUGAUGGGUUUAAAUACAACCAUGUCUUUAUUCCUCUUCAAGACAUGAUUGAAAGGGCAAUUAUUUCAGCACAGACUGGGAUAGAUACCUCAGAGACAGCCAUUCAGGUGCAAGCCAUGCCUUACCCUUGUCAUACCAGUGAUCUAUUCUUGAACAAUAUAGGGUUUUUCUUCCCACUUAUGAUGAUGUUAACAUGGAUGGUUUCAGUUGCUGGUAUGGUUCGCAAGUUGGUUUAUGAAAGAGAAAUUCAUCUUGAAGAGUAUAUGAAGACAAUGGGUGUACAUCCAGCCAUUCAUUUCUUUGCUUGGUUUCUUGAGAAUGUCAUUGUACUCACAAUAAGCAGCUCUACUCUGGCCAUCAUUUUAAAAGCAAGUGGUAUCUUUGCUUAUAGCAAUGGCUUCCUCAUCUUCCUUUUUCUCCUGGAAUUUGGAGUCACAGUUAUUAUGCUAAGCUAUUUCUUGGGAGUGUUUUUUACCAGUGCCGAUACAGCAGCUCUGUGUGCCAGCCUUGUCUAUAUGAUCAGUUUUUUACCCUACAUAGUUUUGUUGGUCUUGCAGAACCAGCUGAGUUUCAUCAGCAAGAUUAUAAUGUGUCUUCUUUCUACAACUGCCUUUGGGCAAGGAAUAUUUUUCAUUACACACUUUGAGGGCCAAGAAAUAGGAAUUCAGUGGAAUAAUAUGCACCAGUCAAUGGCACAAGGAGGAUGCAUGACCUUCGGAUGGAUGUGCUGGAUGAUGUUCUUUGACUCCAUUUUGUAUUCUAUAGGUGGCUGGUAUUUCAGCAAUAUUAUUCCUGGAAAAUUUGGUUCAAAACACCGAUGGUACUUUCCCUUUACUGUUUCCUACUGGAAGAACCUGUGUGGUGCAGAGAGGAGCAAGAGACAUUAUCUGAAUUCUAAUAUGUUUUUCUUCAAUGAAAACUUCCAAGAAAAAGAACCAGCACCUCAAAAUUGGAAAGGCCCUUGCACUGAAGGAGCCACCAUUGGUGUUGUGCUGCUGUCUCUCACCAAAGAGCACAUGGAUGGCCAGAACGUGGCUGUUAAAGAUCUCAGCCUCACUUUCCACAGAGGGCAGAUAACAGCGCUCUUAGGACCUAAUGGAGCUGGCAAGACAACAGUUAUAUCACUGUUAACCGGUCUGUAUCCACCGAGCUCUGGUACCAUUAUUAUUGAUGGAAAGGACAUACGUACUGAUUUGGCUGCCAUCAGGACAGAGCUGGGUGUUUGCCCACAGUAUGAUGUGCUGUUUAACACACUUACGGUGCGAGAGCAUCUACUGCUUUAUGGAUCAGUGAAGGCACCCAGAUGGACGAAAGAACAGUUGAAUGAGCAAGUCAGUGGAGCUCUGGAAGAUGUGAAUUUAUCCCAACAUCAGUACAAACCUGUUGGAGCUCUUUCUGGGGGAAUGAAAAGGAGACUGUCAAUUGCCAUCUCCUUUAUUGGAAACUCAAAGACAGUUGUUCUAGAUGAGCCCACCAGUGGAGUAGAUCCAUGUUCUCGCCGUGGUAUCUGGGAUGUUCUUCUGAAGUACAAAGCUGGUUGCACACUGAUCUUUACCACUCACCACCUCGAUGAGGCAGAGGUGCUCAGUGAUCACAUUGCCAUUCUGCAGCGUGGCCAGCUGAGGUGCUGUGGUUCUCCCUCUUAUCUGAGAGAAACAUACGGUCAGGGACACAGUCUAACGCUCAUAAAAAAGCCCUCUAUGUUUGAAAUCCAGGAUCCUAAGCAUAUUGUUCGGGUCACAUCUCUGGUACAGACCCAUAUUCCAGAAGCCUUCUUGAAAGAGAACAGUGGGACUGAACUGACCUAUGUGAUUCCAGAAAGGGCAGAUAAGGCCUCUUUUAAAGGUCUUUUUCAAGCUUUAGAUCAAAGCCUUCAGCAUCUACAUGUGACUGGCUAUGGCAUUUCUGACACAACUUUGGAAGAGGUGUUUCUGAAGCUUCUGCAAGACUCAGAGAAGAUGCCCUGCAUUCCACAGGCAGCACACCAGGACCAUAAAAAUGGUAUUGAAUCAGUCUAUAUCUCACUUACAAGGGCUGCAAGUGUGUGUGGAGCCCAUCUUGUUCUCCCACAGAGUGUUGCUCUUCUGAUGAAAAGGUUUCACCACAUUAGGCGUGACUGGAGAGGAAGCCUCUCAAAUGUGCUGCUGCCUGUCCUCUUUGUUGCACUGGCAAUGGCCUUGUUUAGUGUGAAGCCACUGGCUAUUGAUUAUCCUUCUCUCAAGAUGACACCAAACCUUUAUGACAAUGCAGAAUCCUUCUUUAGCACUGAAGAUGAUAACUUAGAAAACCUUUCUGAAGUUCUACUGGGUUAUUUCUCUGACUGGAACCACACGUGCAUGCAUUCACGACGAAAAAAUAAUUCAUGUUGGCAGAUGGAAAAUAUGCCACCCCAGGACUCAUGUGGAUGUGUAGCUGGACAGGAGAUGUGCCCAAGUUUCAAUACCUCUGCUCCCUAUGUAAAGAACAAGAAAGGACAUAUUUUAUAUAAUCUUUCAGGGUUCCUUGUGGAGGAGUAUUUAGUGAGGCCUUCCAACAAAACAAGAUAUGGUGGUUGGUCUUUUGGAGGGAGGAAAGCACUUGAACUUCAAGAUACAAAACUGAAUAAAACCAGAUCUCAGACUCUGGCUAAGGUGUGGUAUAACCAAAAAGGUUUCCAUUUGCUGCCAUCCUACUUAAAUGAACUAAAUAACUUCAUUCUGUGGAUGAAUUUACCUCCUAAUGUGGAUUGGAGAGAGUAUGGGAUAACACUCUACAGCCAACCAUAUGGAGGAGCCUUGCUGGAUGAGGACAAAAUAAUGGAGAAUGUUCGUCAGUGUGGGGUAGCACUGUGUAUUAUGCUGGGGUUUUCUAUCCUUACCGCAUCCAUUGGAAGUACCAUAGUGAAAGACAGAGUAUCUGGCACAAAACGCUUGCAGCACAUCACAGGCCUGGGUUACAAAACUUAUUGGCUUGCUAACUUCUGCUGUGAUAUGCUAUUUUACAUGGUUCCAGUCACCCUGUGUAUUGGUGUUAUUAGUGCCUUCCAGCUAUCAGCCUUCACUUUCCGGAAGAACUUGGCAGCCACUGUUCUCCUGCUGAUACUCUUUGGAUAUGCAACUUUACCAUGGAUGUAUCUUGUAUCCAGAUUCUUCUCAAGUUCAGAUGUAGCUUUUAUUUCUUAUGUCUCCUUAAAUUUUGUGUUUGGCCUGUGUACCACGCUGGUGACUCUCUUACCUCGUCUGUUAGCUAUAAUUUCCAAAGUGCAGAGUUUUCAGAACAUCUACAAUAUCCUCAAAUGGGCAUUCAUCAUAUUCCCACAAUUCUGCUUAGGCCAAGGCUUAAUAGAGCUUUCGUACAAUCAGAUCAAGUUUGACCUCACCAGUAACUUUGGAAUAGAUUCAUAUGUGAGCCCAUUUGAGAUGGAUUUCCUGGGCUGGAUUUUUGUGGAAAUGGCUCUUCAGGGAACACUGCUACUUCUUUUACGUCUUUUCCUUCAUUGGGAUCUCCUCCAGAAGCAAAGGGGUCAUUGUUCAAUUAACAAGAUGGUCAGCCCAUCAGAAGAUGUUGAUGUAGAAAUGGAGCGACAGCGACUCUUUGGUGGAAGAACUGGCAAUGAUGUGCUACUUCUGUACAACCUCAGGAAAUGUUAUGGAGGUUUCAGUAAAAAGAACACAGCUGUGGAAAACAUAAGCUUGGGAAUACCAAAGGGAGAGUGUUUUGGACUCCUGGGAACAAAUGGAGCUGGAAAAAGCACAACAUUUAAGAUGCUGACUGGAGAUAUCAUCCCAUCUGCAGGACGUGCUGUUAUUCGGACUCCUACUGGGUCUGAAAUGGAUAUACUGUCUGCUAGCUCUGAGGGCAUUCUCAUUGGCUAUUGUCCACAGCAAGAUGCCCUGGAUGAACUUCUAACGGGUUGGGAGCAUCUUUAUUAUUACUGCACACUGCGUGGAAUUCCAAAGCAGCAUAUCCCACAGGUUGCAGAGGACCUUGUUAACCGGUUACACCUCAAUGCCCAUGCUGACAAACUGGUGAGAACAUACAGUGCUGGCACAAAGAGGAAGCUCUCUACUGCUGUGGCGUUAGUUGGUAAACCCCAAAUACUUUUACUGGAUGAGCCCAGCUCUGGGAUGGAUCCCUGCUCUAAACGCCACCUUUGGAAAACCAUCCUGAAGGAAGUUCAGGAUGGCUGUGCAGCUGUGCUGACAUCGCACAGUAUGGAAGAAUGUGAAGCUCUCUGCACACGGCUUGCUAUUAUGGUCAAUGGAAGUUUCAAGUGUCUUGGUUCUCCCCAGCAUAUUAAAAACAGGUUUGGAGAUGGUUAUUCAGUCAAGGUUUGGCUUAGCAAAGAAACAAGCUAUCGAAGAAUUAUUUUGGACUGCCUACAACUGCACUUUCCUGGAACACAGUUUAAGGGACAACAUCUCAAUCUGCUUGAGUACCACGUACCACGAAGUCAGGGAUGUUUAGCAGAGCUCUUCAGAGUCCUAGAGAAUCACAAAGUUUUUCUCCAAAUCAAACACUAUUCCAUUAGCCAAACCACAUUAGAGCAGGUAUUCAUUAAUUUUGCUACACAGCAGCAAGGAGUCUCACAUUCUUCACCAGGAUCUCCUGUUGAGCAUCAUGACCACCUUGCACUCUAGGCUCAGAACAGGAUAAAGCUUCAGCAGCACAUAUAUGUGUGUGUAUGUUUGCAUGUACAUAUACACACAAGUUACAUGCAAUAAUUUUUCAGCUGUGAGCAAUUUGUGUAUGAGAAACAAAUAAUAGAAGCAGAGGUGAAUUUGCAUUUGAAGGCCAGAAGGAAUGGUACCGGUUCUUGGUUAAACAAGAAACUGGUUAUAUGCAGACCAAAAAUCUGCCAAAAGGUAAAAAUUAACUGGAAUUUUUAAAUAUAAAUGGCCUAAUUAAUGCAGAGGAAAAAAAUGAUCUGAAAUGUCAGUGCAUAGCAGAUUUUUUUUUGUGGUGACUGCAUUGAUUUGGGUACAGUACUCUCUCGCAUGCACAUUUAAUAUCUAAUUUUUACAUGACAAGUCAAGAAAAAAACACUGAAUGAUAGCAGUAGCUAGGCUGUCACCCAAUAUUUGUAUUUAAUAACACAAAUCGAGAGCCUUUUGGCUUCCCUAUUAAUUCAGCUCUGUGUUGUGACAAGCUAAAUUAGCCUUUUUAUUGUAUAAAGGAUGCACUGUAUUCCAUAAGGCUUUAUGUUAAAGAGGUUAUUAGUGUACUAGUCUGCCUCCCAGUUAUCUUAAGUAUAUUUAACAAGUUUCUAUAGAUCAUACUUGACAAUGAGUUUUCCCUUAUGCCUGUGGGUUGCUGCUGAAAGUAUUCUCAAGUAUAUUUUAAUGACCUAUUUUGUUUUUCUCAUUUUUUUUUUCCAAAAAAAAGUCAAAAAGAGAAGAAUGUUUAAUGGGAAUGUUAAAGGAAAUAAGAUAAGCAUUCAGACAUUGAUCAAUAAACUUCUCAAUAAAUAUAUUACGAUGCUGGAUACUUCAGACAAGGGCACAGCCUUCAACCUAUACUUGUGUAAAAGAAGUGAACACUUAAUGCAUAAAAACUCCUUGCAUGUUGUGCUAUAAGAAAAAAAAAUAUAAAAUUUUUUUGGUAGUAAAUGGCUGCCUCAUCCAAACCAAGCCUUUAAGUCUCCUGUGAAGUUAGCUGAUGCCACUUUUAUUGGACUACGCUGUCAAAGAGUUGAAAUUAAAGAACCAGUGACUUAGAAGUUAAUUGCUACAAUACGAUUUUCGGUGGGCAGGGGAGAAGAAAGUGUACUUGGAGAUGGAAGAAUUUGAUUUUAAAUGGCCAGUUUUGCAGUGCUGCUGCUAUAAUUCCCUGCUGUACAAUGAUGAAAUAUUAAAAAACACAUAUUUGUGUUUUAGGCUUUGCAAGCUCACUCAGAUGACUGUUUAUUGAGGUUUGAUUUGUUGCUGUGGUUUUUGCCCAUUAUGCUUUUUAAAGUCAGAAAUUCAUUUUGCCUAU
Molecule: messenger RNA, 11593 nt
Organism: Lepidothrix coronata (blue-crowned manakin)
Lineage: Eukaryota; Metazoa; Chordata; Aves; Passeriformes; Pipridae
Gene: ABCA13
Product: ATP binding cassette subfamily A member 13
Exons: 55
Coding region: 19-10257 (3412 amino acids)
Biological process (GO): transmembrane transport; lipid transport
Cellular component (GO): membrane; intracellular membrane-bounded organelle
Molecular function (GO): ATP hydrolysis activity; lipid carrier activity; ATP binding
Source: RefSeq, a predicted model, not a curated record